Molecule: messenger RNA, 1875 nt
Organism: Armigeres subalbatus
Lineage: Eukaryota; Metazoa; Arthropoda; Insecta; Diptera; Culicidae
Product: scavenger receptor class B member 1
Exons: 7
Coding region: 333-1868 (511 amino acids)
Cellular component (GO): membrane; cytoplasm
Molecular function (GO): scavenger receptor activity
Source: RefSeq, a predicted model, not a curated record
CAAUCGUUAUCAGCCUGGACGUUCUCUCAACGAUGAAGUUCGAAACAACUUCUUGGGUUAGUCUUAUACUUGGAAGCUGAAGUGCGCAUCAUAGAAAACUAAAACAUUGGGCAUUUCAUAACAAAUAAUCGAGAAUAUAGAUAGUUUAUAAUAAUGAGCUUCAAAUAUUUUUGAAUAAAUGUUCCUCCAUUAAUAAGUGUUGUGUGAAACAUAGGUUCAAAUUCUUAUCGGUAGUGAAAAAAGAUAAUAGAUAUUUUGACUGAUAAUACACGCAAUUGCGUCGAGUAUUACAUACACAGUUAGUUCAAUAUUGCGUCAAAGACACAACUGAAAUGAAUACAAAACAACCUAAGGAAAAGAUGAAGCAUUAUAAAAUAUGCCACGAUGUUUUAGUAAUGUCAUCGACUUCCCUGCUAGCUGUGAUUUUUUUCUCUAUCGGAUAUUUUGUACAAAGGUACGAACUUACAAAACUAAUUUUGGAUGACCGAUUAGAAAUGCGUCAAUUUACUCCUCAUUAUAAAUGGUGGCAAAAUACGUCGGAUGUAUUGGUGACAUGCAAAAUGUACGUUUUUUCUGUUACAAAUGCUGAGAGAUGGAUGCAGGGUUUAGAUGAAAAAUUGAACUUCGAGGAAAUAGGACCCAUUGUAUAUAGAGAGACCCUAGAACACCACAAUGUGGUAUUCCACACUAAAAAUUCAACCAUUUCAUAUAAUUCUAAAAGACAGCUUCACUUUAUGGCUGACCACAACGAAAUCGGCAUUCUCAACAGAACUAUUACUAUUCCAAACACCGCUGUACUGGCAAUGGCUGCAAAGCUACAAGACUCCAACUCAUUCAUCAAGUGGGCUUUUAGGGCUAUAUUGUCGAGCUCAAAUGAUGAAGUCUUUGUAAAUACCACCAUAUACAAUUAUCUUUGGAAUCAAACCAGCCCAAUCAUAAAAUCAGCUAAAAAAAUUGUCCCAUUUAUGGUUCCACUUGAGAACAUCGGUACUUUAAAUACGAUUUACAACGAUUACGAUGAUAGAGUAAAUGUGCGAUACGGUGCGCAACAUGGAGAUGAACAGUUUUUCAUGAUCAACUCUUACAGGAAUCGCCAAACUGUACCGGGAUAUAUUCCAGAGAAUGGUGAUUGCUUUGCUUCGAUUGUAAACUCUUCCGAAGGAGCAUUGUAUCAACAAAAUUUAGAUGAAAAUUCUGUAAUCGUUUAUUGGAGGAAAACAUUGUGUCGAGCUGUGCCUUUAUAUUUCAAAAAAAAGGUUCAUCGAGGACCAAUACUUGGCUACGAAUAUAUUCUUCCAGAUCAUUCAUAUGAUCGCUUAGCUAAUCUUUCCGAAGACUGUUAUAAAGGACAAAACAGUUUUCUCGAGGAUGGCAUGACUGAUAUGUCAAAAUGCUACAAUGAUUUUCCUAUAGCUGCCACCAGUCCACAUUAUUUCGCAAGAAACAUAUCCAUGGCAAAGAAAAUAUCUGGAAUGCAUCCUGACCAUGAUAAACAUUACAGCUACACAAUCGCCGAGCCAAUACUUGGCAUACCGAUCGAUCAACGAGCACGCACGCAAAGUAACCUGGUUAUUCCGCACUUAACUGGAUUUCCCGCUGAUAUCCAAAAGUUCAGCGAAAUGAUUCUUCCUAUGUUCUGGAUAGAAUACCGCCAACACGAGCUUCCUCUGAAAAUCAUCAACCUAAUACGGAUGUUCUACAUAGUAAAGGAUAUACAAUCUUACCUACCGAUUUUCUUUUAUUUGUUGUUCCUGCUAUUGCUAAUUGUAGCAUUACAUAGAGCCAGAAAAAUCGAUGAAUACAAGUCUAAAUCGUGUGCGAGAAAAAAGUUGAAAAGCAAAAAUAACUCAGAAAUAAUAAAACGAUAGUUAACAA